AUGUCGACUGAGACCGCGUCCCCGUUUCGAAUUUCGCUGCACGACCAGCUGGGCCUGGAACGCAAUGAGGCUUUCCGUGCCAUGCGCGAACAGCUGCGCCGUCAGGAUUGCGGCAUGGAAGGGCCUAGCUUCUGCUCCGGCCAUCGACAUGAGUGUACCUCCGCCGAGCAAGACACCUUCCGCCUGCAUCGCGACAUCAUCCACACUCUUCUCGUCCCACUCUUCCUGAUCAACCACCAAGCCGAACGAGUCGCUGCUCGUGCCCUGCUCAGCAAAAAGGGCGUCGAGCCCGAGCGGGCGUUCCGCGGCGAGGCUCGCAGUGCCUUUGCUUGGCUGAACUGCAUCCUCAUCGAAGAGCACGACUGGUAUCUGACCGCGCGGUGCCCCGCCUGCAUCGUGCUCCAUGUUCUCAACUCCGAACCUACAAUCCGCUUUGUGACAGUAGCUGCACAACUCGCCGGACCGCGUUCCGGAUUUGGCUGCUGGCUCUCGGCCCUCGAGACCGCCGUGUGCGAGGACCCUUUCUGGGGCAAUUCUUUCUGGCCCGAGAUCGAGGAGCGCGCUUCGCGCUUAACGGAAGGUGUGCAGCAGCUGGUUCGCCAAUGUCACGAGCUACAUACUACUCUCGACAGCCCGCCCUGCACCCCUCCGUUGACCAAGUCCUCGGCCCCCGUCUACGAGCGUUCGACUACCCCCUGCACUAUUGCUAUUAAGCCCUCUAGUUUUGCCCGGAAACAACUCCGGCUCAGUCGCGAGGAGCAGCGCUAUCGGUCGUCGAUGGCCUGGAACGCAUGGAAUUGCUCACAUGAGAUGCGCCAGCCGCUGGGCGGCGGCGCCCCCACCCAAGUGCGCCGACGUUCCAUGACGUCUUGA
Penicillium maclennaniae is the source of this 873-nucleotide messenger RNA. RefSeq lists its product as uncharacterized. The record is from RefSeq and is a predicted model, not a curated record. The coding region runs from base 1 to 873 and encodes 290 amino acids. NCBI's taxonomy places the organism in Eukaryota, Fungi, Ascomycota, Eurotiomycetes, Eurotiales, Aspergillaceae. The transcript has a single exon.